Molecule: messenger RNA, 489 nt
Organism: Aspergillus wentii DTO 134E9
Lineage: Eukaryota; Fungi; Ascomycota; Eurotiomycetes; Eurotiales; Aspergillaceae
Product: Hsp20/alpha crystallin family protein
Exons: 1
Coding region: 1-489 (162 amino acids)
Biological process (GO): protein folding; response to salt stress; response to heat
Source: RefSeq, a predicted model, not a curated record
AUGUCUCUCUUCAGAACCAUUCCCACUGGCGGCGACUUCGCCCCCCUCUUCCGCCUCCUGGACGACUAUGAUGUCCACCGCUCAAACAAGCAGACAUCUGUUCGCUCCUUUUCUCCUCGCUUCGACGUUAGAGAAAGCGAGGAUGGAUACCACCUCGACGGCGAACUCCCCGGUGUCGAUCAGAAAGACAUCGACAUUGAAUUCUCCGACCCCCAGACCUUGGUAAUCAAGGGCCGGGUUGAGCGCUCCACCCACACCGAAUCCGACGACAGCGAGCCUCAGAGCGAAGGCGAAAAGCAAGUGUCCAAGACCGACAGCAAGCACCGAUACUGGGCGACCGAACGCUCUGUCGGCGAGUUCCUCCGAACUUUUGCUUUCCCGACUCGCGUCGACCAGGACAGUGUCAAGGCUAGUCUGAAGAAUGGCAUUUUGUCCGUGACUGUUCCCAAGUCUACUACUUCGGGAACUAAGAAGAUUACUAUCGAGUAA